ACCAUACCGCUAUUCUCCCUUCAGCGCUUCCAUAGCGAACAACGCAACAACUAUAAUCUCAACCCUUUGCCUCUGUGGCAUUCGGAUCUCUCAGUACUACUCUUUCGACCACCAUGACCAUCCUAUCGAAGCGUAUCGUCAAGCUUGUCGUGAUUUCCGAUUUCAUCUGUCCUUGGUGCUACAUCGGGUAUCGCGAGCUCCAAAAUGCGCUGGCCCAGUGUUCCAAUCUACCACUCGAAUUCCAGGUCGAGUACCGGCCUUUCAUAGUCAGCCCUGGCCUCUCGGAGACACCGAUGGAUAAAGAGGAAUACCUCACGAAGAAGUUUGGUAAAAUGAAGUUUGAGGCCGUUAACAGUCUGGUGACCCAGAAAGCUGAGGAGGCCGGAGUCAACAUUUCAUUCCAGGGCAAGAUUUCGCAAUCAACACGAGCGCAUAGGUUGAUGAUGAAAGCCUUGCACAUCGGAGGCCCAAAAACCCAGGCCGAUCUUCUGCGCAAUAUCUUCAAGGCGUAUCAACAGGAUGAGCAGGACCUGUGCGACCUCGAUAUGCUUUCCGACCUCGCAGAAGCUUCCGGUUUGAUGUCAAAAGCAGAGGCACUCGACUUUUUGAAGUCCGACGAGCUCUUGGCAGAGGUUGAGGCCCAAAUUGCUGAGGCCCGCCAGAAGGGCGUCACUGGCGUUCCGUUCACCAUCAUCGACGGCAAAUGGGCUGUCGGCGGCGGACAACAGGCGUCUGUGUAUGUGAAGAUCUUCCAGCGUCUGGCGACGGCCGAAAGUCUUGCUGACCAGUCGGGAGCACCAAGUCCAUCGUCUGCUGUGGCCACUGCGGCCUAACAGACCUCUUACGUUCACCCUUCCGUUCUCGCGCGGAAAACCCUAUCUCGAAAUUAUCUCCCUCUCUUAUGUUAUCGGGCUCUGAAGUUGUUUAGUACAGUGUUCCUCCAUGCUCCCAUCCUCACCACAUCACGAUCUCAUCCGCAUCCGUUCGAAUUUCUCCUUUCACCUUACGUACUCUCCAUUCAGAUGUCCUUUUGUUCCCAGAGGAGUUGGCACGUUGUGUUUUUAGUCGUCGUCUUUCUUUUUUGUCUUGUCCUGUCCACAUACCUAUUCUUUUUCUCUCAUCGCGCCAUCUCCACCAUUACCAUCAACCGCCACCUUCACGCCGUUCUCUUCCCCAAGGGGCUCGUCCUCGUUCCACCUUACGAGCCUCGAUUACUUAAAUCAAUCUCCCAUCAUCUCGUGCUUCCGUCACUGUCACUGUAAAUAAUUCGUCCUCGGAGGGUCGCGCGUCCGUACAUCUAUGUGUUUGUUUUUUUAGUCUUUAUAACGUCCAUCAUGCGCCCUCUUUCUCCUUUGAAGUUUGAUCGAACUGGUGCCUUCUUUCUUUCCGUACGGCUUUUUAUUAUUUAGAUUCUGCCUCUGCCGACUUGGCUGGGUACUUAUUGUGUCAUUGGUUCAUUUCGCUGCUACUUAUCAUCGAUGGAGUCGAUGUUCUUUGGAUUCAGUGGACUGAGAUAUCGAUGGAAUGUAAUU
Messenger RNA from Stereum hirsutum FP-91666 SS1, 1532 nucleotides. RefSeq names its product thioredoxin-like protein. Bases 114 to 833 code for a protein of 239 amino acids. The record is from RefSeq and is a predicted model, not a curated record. Lineage: Eukaryota; Fungi; Basidiomycota; Agaricomycetes; Russulales; Stereaceae. Gene Ontology annotation, molecular function: oxidoreductase activity. The transcript is spliced from 5 exons.